Molecule: messenger RNA, 234 nt
Organism: Nezara viridula (southern green stink bug)
Lineage: Eukaryota; Metazoa; Arthropoda; Insecta; Hemiptera; Pentatomidae
Source: the annotation of a GenBank genome assembly
AUGGAGGCGGUCAUGGAGGUGGUCAUGGUGGCGGUCAUGGAGGCGGUCAUGGCGGCGGUCAUGGAGGCAGCUUCGCCUUUUCCUCAGCCAGCAGCUCAGCGGGCCACGGUGGACACUCGAGCGCCCAUUCCAGCGCUGCAAGCGGUGUCUUCGAUUACUGAAAAUCUGGAUUUGUCAACGUCUUUUCCACCUAACCAAAAUCAUUGUACAUUAAAUGAAAUCGUUAUUUAUUAA